This is a messenger RNA of Alligator sinensis (Chinese alligator), 8440 nucleotides long. RefSeq names its product BLOC-1 related complex subunit 5 (gene BORCS5). The transcript is spliced from 6 exons. Gene Ontology annotation, cellular component: synaptic vesicle membrane; BORC complex; cytoplasmic side of lysosomal membrane. NCBI's taxonomy places the organism in Eukaryota, Metazoa, Chordata, Crocodylia, Alligatoridae. Bases 258 to 1070 code for a protein of 270 amino acids. The record is from RefSeq and is a predicted model, not a curated record. Gene Ontology annotation, biological process: lysosome localization; organelle transport along microtubule; positive regulation of anterograde synaptic vesicle transport.
ACCCGGAAGCUGCCUCUACACGUGGUCACAUGCGGAGCUGCUGCCAGUCGGACUGCUGGUUGCUUGAAGGCUGCUGGGGGCACCUGUUCCCUUGCUCCUGAGGCAGGAGGGAAAGGAGCUCUGUGGCCUGCAAGUGGUGGGGGAGAGGUUGCAUUGGCAGUGCAAGGAUCUCGCUAUUUAUCCCCCAGGACUGAGGUGUGUGCUUAGCAGCGUAGAGGUCUUGGGGGAAUCGUUUUUCCUCCAUCACAGCUGCAGCUAUGGGAGCAGAGCAGAGUGCAGAAGCUGAGAGCCGGCCACAUGAUCUGAGCUCUUCAGCAUCCCCUUCUCCAGCUAAGCACCGUGCUAAAAUGGAUGAUAUUGUUGUGGUGGCCCAGGGAACUCAGUCCUCACGAAAUGUCAGCAAUGAUCCUGAUGUCAUAAAAUUGCAGGAGAUACCAACUUUCCAGCCCCUUUUGAAAGUGCUGGAUUUUUUUUCAGGUCUGUGGCAGGAAGUGGAAUGUAAGAUACUGCAAUGUCUGACUAUUGAUAAGACCCAAAGAGUACUGGGGCUCCACUGCCAGAACAGUCGCAACCUAGAAGAUGAGAUUAAAAUGAGUUUUCCUUCUGUCCAUGUGGAAGUUCAAGAUCAUCUGUCUCAAAUAGGGAGGACUAAGAGUGUCCUAGCCUACAUUCCUUGUCACGGGCUUCUCAGUGGGCAGACCUCACCUACAAGUACCAAACUGGAGAAACUGGACUCUCAGCAAGUGCUACAGCUGUGCCUCCGGUACCAGGAUCACCUUCACCAGUGCGCAGAAGCUGUUGCUUUUGAUCAGAAUGCUUUAGUGAAACGAAUCAAAGAGAUGGAUGUUUCUGUGGAAACUCUGUACGGCUUCAUGCAGGAACGCCAGAAAAGGUAUGCCAAGUAUGCAGAGCAGAUUCAGAAGGUCAAUGAGAUGUCUGCCAUCCUCCGCCGCAUACAGAUGGGCAUCGACCAGACAGUCCCACUUAUGGAGAGGCUGAACAGCAUGCUGCCUGAGAAUGAGAGGCUGGAGCCCUUCAGCAUGAAACCGGAUCAGGAGCUUAAGUCCUAGUUGCCCCAGACUCCUCUUCCUCACCUUCUCAUUCUAGCAUCCAGAGUGAGGACAUGCUUCCAGUAAGUUUGAUUGGCAGCCUUUUGGAACAGACAGCACUGCUGCCUGACUCUUUGCCAGGGCUUUGAGAAGAGACCUGCGACAUUGGCAGAACUGAACUGAAACAGUGUGGCCAGCAAUAAAGGAGCUGCCUACUCUGGUUGUUCCGAGAAGAAAAAUAAACUUUCUUCAUCAGAGCCUCCAGCAACACCACUCAUAUUGAAACAUUUACUUUGUUCCUGUUACUAGACUUGGUCUCAGGGAGGAGCAAUCCUUUCAUCUGUUCUUUUAUUAGAAAAAUUCAAAGGGAUACUGGAUGCAAUAAACCUAAUUUACUUUCUAUGCCGCUGGGGAUUUAGACACGUAGAUUUCUGGUAGAUAUUUAUGAGAUCCCUUGGCUUUGGUAAUAUGUUAUAGGUGAAAAUGUGGAGCUAGGAACUAGCUUGUUACCCCUGCCUAUGAUCGUAAUUAACAUAGCUUGUGUGGCAGGGAAGGGCUUUACCAUCUCCUUCCUCAAGGCAUCUGUUUUUACAGGCUCACUAAUUUAUGAGGCUGUAAAUGAAUAACUUCCAGCAAAUAACUUCUGUGGUGGCGGUGUAAUACAGGCUCAACAUGCCCAUGUUGUGACAGGGAUCUGGGACAAUUGCUCUAGCCCACAAUGAGCCUGUCUGAACCUUAGCAAACUUCUAAUUGACUGUGAAGAGAUGGCAGGCUGGUCAAGUAGUUUUGCUGAUCAGAGAAUAUAGCUCUUUCAGUAUCUUAAGAAAGGGAGAUUGAGGUGUCUGUAGAGCUUGGUGCAUUGGCUCAGCUGCCAUCAUUCAACGAACAGUCAUGAAUGCAGUGUUUUAUGACUAAAACCACACAGUCCUUUGGGAUUGUGCUCAGUUAAAUGUUCCAAAUGCACCAGGACAUUCUUACUUUUAUUCCAAACACAGGGCAGCUCUGGCAGGACGGCCACUUGUGAGAGCACUAGACAAAGUUUCAGGGGACUUGGGUUCUAUCCUCUGCUCUGCCCCAGGCCGCUUGGGUGAGCUUUGGCAGGUCAUCUCAGCCACUAGAGUCAUGACAUCUCCAUCUGUAAAACUGUGCUAAUGCUUCUUGACUCACCUUUGCUGCAAAAUGCUUUGAGGUUAGUAGAUGAAUCUGUAGGACCUAAACCCGAGUUUACCCACAGCAAGGAGUCCUGAGGCAGCAUCUGACUCCUGCUGGGAGGCUUUUGAAUGCUACUAAUUCAAAGAACAGCUUGAUUUGAGAUGGCCUGUGGUAGCUAUCUUCCAUGUAUGGAACAAGGUUAGAUAAUUUACCCAGGGCGUGUCUACAUGUGUAUCGGAUUGUGUAGUUGUUACUGCGUAGUCAUUUAGUACCUGCUUAAGUACUAGCAUUAUUGCACAGUCCUGAUGCCCACAUUUUUUUUCUCAAGCUACUGCACAGUAGCCUCAGCAUCAUGGUUCGUGCAUGCCAAUGCCACCUCACCACAGCAAUGAGCUACGACGACAUAGCUCAUCGCUACAGUGACACAGCUUCUUGUGUAGAUGUGCCCCCAGAGAACGUAGAAUACCUCCUCUGGGUCUACCUGAGCAGUAAAUAGCAGAGCAGCCUUCUGGUAAUGCUGUUUGUUCACUGAACAGCACAUAGUGUCCAGCUUCUGUUGUUUCCUUGCUCAAGGCCAUGUGCUCAGGAACUAGCAUCCAUAUUGUAGGCCAUAGCCUGCUUUGAUUUCUCUUUGCAAACAUGGUAGCGGUUGCUUUGCCAGGACCCUCUAAGCACUGGCUAGAAAAGGAGUUCUUUGGAAAUGAGGAUUUUUGUAGCAGCUCUGUCUGAGGAACAACAAGAGUUUGCCAAACUUGAAGUAACUGAAGUAACCUGAACACAUCAGGUAAAGGGAGUACCAGGGGGCCUAAUUCUCCAUGUACCCUAUUUACAUACAAGUCAAAUGGGUGCAAACUUCAGUUCUUCCCUUGCCUUACCCACACAUUGGGUUUUACAUUUUUACACCUGCUUUGUGCAAGUGUUAAUGGCUAGUGGUGUUUCAAGGCAAUGGCCUCACGGUCUUGAGCUGUUUCCUAGAUUUAGGAAACUUAAAAGCCAGAAAUAUUUUACACCAUCUCUGUGGUGGUGGUAUCCAUGCUAACUUGUAAAGCACUGUGACAAGAUCUGUUAGCAUGAACCUUGGGCAUCAUUUCCUGCUCUCUGUGAUCUAAUCCUGUUAUCAGAUGUUUCACCCCAUGUGCAGCUUCAGGUAGCAGCCAUGUUUUCUGAAAUCAGCCUGACCUUCAGAUGUUUCCUCCUUUGCCAGUAGAUACUGGUCUGAGGCCUAGGCUGGUUGUCAGCCAGUGAAAAGAUGAGUAAUAGGUAUCCCACAACUCUGUAGAGCUAAGAACUGGAGGCUUAUGCCACGGGCAUGGUCUUGAGAGGUGGGAGCCUAAACUGAGUUAGAUCACUAUUAGAAGAUAAUAUAGUAAACUUUCUCCCAUUGAGUUCCAGGCAGUUGGACUCAUGGUAUUAAGAUACUAUUAUAUUGAAGGAGCAAUGUAUCCUAUAGCUCUGCAGUUAAUUCUGUCACUAAACAAGUGCAUAUACACUCACUAUUUCCUAUCUUAGUGCUUUGCAAACCUGACUUUACAGCAGAGUUUAGGUGGUAGCUUGAAUAUUACCCCCAUUUUUACCAUUGUGGGAACUAAGGAAGUAAUCCAGCUUUGCCACAGUGAGCAGCUUCCUAAUUUGUGAGUGGUUGCCAUGAAACAUCUAGCCACAAGGCUGGUAAUGAAAAAAUAUUUAUGGGUAGGGAUCCCAUCUUGUGGAUCCCUGGGUGCUGCUGAGUAGCCUGUGAGUGCUAUCUAAAUAGUAAGGAAACACAGGAAAGAGGGGCUCAGCAUUGGGUAUGAAAGUAAAGUAUUAAACACUACUAGUUUAACUGGAAGGAAAUUACAUAGUUGGGUCCCAGUGACAAACUUUUUCAAAGGCUUUUACAUAAAUAUUUGUCACAAGUCAACAGGUGACAAGAAUCAUCUCUGCUUAAUAUUAGUUCUGUAAACUGUCAGGUAACAUCUCUCUGUUCUAUAAAUAAUGAGUCAAUCACUAGUCUCCAUCACUAAUGCUUAUUACCCAGAAGUCUUUAGACCAUUUGCCAAGGGAUGGGCAGUUAUCAUCUUCCACAAGUUGCCUGGUGGCACUUUUUCUUUACUUGCUGCCCUUUCCAGUCUAUUCCACAACCUGCUUCUCCAAGUCAUCUCAAAUGCCUGCAGUGCCUGAUGGGACAGGCAUGCUGUUCUCUCCUUUGUCGUUUCAGACAAGAGUUGGCUUGUAAUUCAACUUACUUCCUGUUAAUGCUUUUCUAAACCCACCAGACCUCUCUCUACUUUGUGGUGCUCUUUUAUGUCAUGAAAACCCCCUGGCCAGCACCAGUGAAAAAGAUGCAGCCCUAUGGCCCUGACAUUGGCUGCACUCAGAGGUGAGCGACAAAAGGAAAAAUAAAUAGGUUUGCCCUUCUUCACUGCUUUCUGUCGUAAAAGGGGCAGAGCACUGAAACCUGGGUGCAUUGUUUAUAACAUUAAAACUUAAUUGGCCCAAACUCAUUAGAUGCUUUGGAGAACAGUUCUUACUAUAAGAUUUAGCUCCAUGCUCCAGGGAUGCUAAGAACUAAGUCUCUAUUUCUACAACAAAAACUGCAUGGAUUAUCCUAAUGAUAGCAGAGGUAAAAAAGGUGUUUUUUCUUUUCUUUUAAAGUAAUGAUGGUGGGGUGGGGUCAUUUUACAGCAAAAAGGCACAAACACCUUUACUGUCCCCUUUUGGCAGCAAGAACCUACUUCUCUCCUUCGUCAGAGGGGUCAAGGUGAUUGGGCCUUUUGAAACCAUCAUAAUCUUUCACUCUUUUCCUGUGUUGACUCAAGCCUGCUUUAAUGAAAACUGUAUGCUUGUACGACUUAGUUCAGGGCUAUACUUUCUGCUUUAUUGCUGCACUGAUAAUGGCCUGUGUUAUAGCUAUCAAUACUGCUCCUUGGGGUGGGGUUUUUCCAUGAGUUGGUCUUGCUUUCCACAGUCCAGCUAGAUGCCCAAAGCUGUUAUCUUCUCCUUCUCCCUGGUCCCCCUGCCCCCAUUUUAAAUGGCUUCUAAAGUCAUGAGCAGAGGGUUGAACUAGAUGACCUCCUGAGGUCCCUUCCAGCCCCACUUUUCUAUGAUUCUAUAACUUGGCUUUCUUCUUGCACCCAGUGGUGCUGCUUUUCUCUUUCAUUCCUCUUCUCCUUCCUCAGCAAGUCCUCUCACAUAAGAUGUGUGUGUCAAUUAGUCUGGCCCUGCCUCAGAAACAUGUCAACAAGCAUUCUCAAGGAAUGAAGUCAGUGGUCUCCUUCUAGGAGUCUUUCCUGAUUCCAGUGGAGUCCUGUUUGAAUGAGCGAUAUGAUACCUGUGUUAAGCAGUGAGAGUUUGGUUCAGUUCUUUAACGUCUUGGAGCGUGGUGGGGGAAGGAGAGAAGAGGCUUGUCUGACUUUCAGCUGCAGUCCAUGUCCCAGCUUUUUCCAGUGUGAUAAUUACAAUGAGAAUAUUGAACUGCUUUGAACGUAGUGAAAAGAGCUGAGAGUAGUUGGAGAGGCACUAGCUGCUGGUGCAAGAACAGCCUGGUACUUCUUCAUGUGUCCUAUUCCAUCCCUCUAUGGUUCCUUCUCCUCCUCCUCAGUCUGCUUGAGAGCUGUGUGCUUAGUAGUUCUGCCCCUGCUCUUCUCAGCUUUAUGUAAAGAGUUUCGGUGCUGAGUUCACAGCAGUGGGUUUCAGUUAGGGCUUGGGAUUGCUGCUGAUGAGCUUGAAGUCUUGAAUGAGCAGCACUUUCUGUCAUAAGCCUCUCCCCUUGUUAGCCUGUGUUCAGGGACACAGCCAGUGACAGCCACUAACUAUCUUGUUCCUAUUUUCUCCUUAAACUGGAUGGGCCAUUGUUGCUUCUAAAUGUGAGGAAGAACAACCUUCCCAUUGUUAACUGAGGUCUUCAGGGUCCUAAAUAAGCAUCAUUAGGUUCCCUGCUCUAACACAGACUUCUUCUAGCUUGGGCCUAAGUCUUAAUUUUCAGUUGCCUGCCUCUUUCCCAUCUAUAAAAUGAGGCUAAUAGCAUUGCCCAACUUCACAGAGGUGUGUAAGGCUAAUUAAAGACACAGUCUUGAGCACUACUUGGGGAUUUUUCUCAGAGCUGUCCAAAGCUGGGGUAGCUUACAUAUUUAAUGGGAGGGUGGAAGGGGUACUGCCUAUCCUCCAGUUCAUUGUGAAUAGUUGUUUACUCCUGGUGAAAAGCAGCUUCCUUCAGUGAAAAGCAGCAGGAAGAUGCUCUCCCUCUGGGCUGGUGUCUAAGGUCAUUCUCAAGUCUCCAUAACCCAGGAGAUGACCUUGGCUUGAAAUAGUUACUGUGUUUGUCACUGUUUUUGUUUUCAGUAAUAAAGAAGAAUGUAUGAUUCACACUGGAAUCUCCUUUUAGGCUGACUGUUUUUGGGGGGGGGGGGAAAUACCCUUGGUUUUAGAAGGUACUUGAUUGUGUUAUGUAUCUUAUGAUUAUUUAAAAAGUAACAGUCUCAUUCUGCAAGCUAGCUUGAGUUGAGCUGUGAAUAUUAUAUUAUCUAAAGGCCCUAUGCACUAAAUCACUGAAGGAUAGGAAAGGGUUGUAGGUUACAGAAAGUUUCAGCAGUCAAAUGUAUUUCAAGAAAAGCUGGGUUUUGGAAUCAGCUUUUCAGCAGAUAUACCCAUUUCUCCAGGAACCAAUAUCAGCUUCUGCUGAAAAGCAAGAAGUGUGAUAUUGCCAUUUGGUUCACAAAACACAGCUUUAAAACACAUCAUCACUGUAAUAGCCUUCUCUUGGUAAUAAUAAAAAAUUAUCAAUAAGUGAGUUUAGAGGCAACAGUUUCACCAUUAACCUGCUGGACUCAAACAGAGGAGGAAACCCUUUGUACCAUCCCUAUAUCCUACUGCCAUGCAUGUGUAUGGUUUCCAUUUCACUAAGGCCCUCUGCGUAGUGGAAGGGAGGGUUUGCCUCUGAAAGGCAUUUGGGGUAAGAUAAAUGAGUAAGGACAAAGGAUAAUGCUCUGGGAGCAUACUCAUACCUGGAACUGUGAGCAGCAGCCUCUAUCCAAACCAUCUCCCAUGCUGCAGCAGAUCUUCCUAUUCAAGAGGAAAACAGCUCUGGCCUAGUGCUGUUUCACAUUAUUCACAAGCCUGGAAGCGAGCAUCAAGGGGCUGAAAUGCAUCCUAAACCAUGUACCCAGUCACCCAAAGAGGGAAGGCAGUCCUAUGUGGUCAUACAGAACCCCGGUGAUAGCCAUAGGAGCUUCUCCAUAGGACAUCACAAUGUCAAGAUUGACUCAUAUAGAAUCAACUGCAAAUUUGGGGCCUUAGUUUGAUCUGCUUCCCCUGUCACCAUCCAAGCAGAAAACUUAGUCAAAAGAUCUGUUACCUAACUACCAGAGUUUACUUUUGAUGGGUGCAUACAAUGCUAUUACAACUCUACCAUCCUGGAUCCCAAGUAGGAACUGGAAUCAUGCCUACCAAAAUGACUAAUUGCCAGCACUUCCCUCUAACAGGACAGCUUCCAGUCUUCCAGCCUGUUUCGCAGCAGUUGAUAAUAGUAUAGUUACAUUCCAGCUGACCCAAAAACAAAGCAAAGAAACCCAGCACUUUAUUGGAAGGAGUGGAACUGCACAAUGCUCAAAAUAGCCCCCACUUUCUCUUUUAUUUAUAAUAGUUGUCCUUAAAAUCCAGACAGCGCAAAAUAAUUAAGACUCGGCUGAAGUAACUUUCGCGUACUUUGCAGUGAUGAUUUCAUCUGGAGUACGCAGAAGGUACUGCUUGGUUUAAUUUCAGACAUGGAACAGAGUUUUGUAGUGUGGAACUAAGCCGAUUCUAAUGAAUCCUAAAGUUUGCAUUUUUAUGAGAAGUUUGGUGGUAUUAUAUACAACAGCAUUAUAACAAUGGAUGUUUUACCUCAGGGGGCUAUUAAAAAUUUUAACAUAGAUGCUAGUUUGGGCAGGGAUUUAAGGAAAUAAGAUGUAUUUUGUGAGUACAGAAAGCUGUUGAACUUAAUGUCAGAUAAGUUAGUUUUUGCUAAGCUUUAAACAGCUUGAUAUACAGCAUAGUGGAUUUCAUGCAAGAUCACCUUGGGUAGAGCUUUCAUAAAUGUUCAGCAUGGGGUCAGUCUGUACCUACUGAAGAGGAUUAAAGUAAAAACCAAGGAGCGAAUGCUUUGGAAAGUGCCAGCCAUGGUUAGAGACAGUCAAAUCGAACAGGCACUAGCUAUCAAAUGAUGUCCUAUAGUCACUGCAUUCAUAAUUAACAGUAGAGACAAAUCACCACUUUUACUUAUU